Messenger RNA from Chinchilla lanigera (long-tailed chinchilla), 3667 nucleotides. It is a transcript of the gene Lnx1, whose product is annotated as ligand of numb-protein X 1, E3 ubiquitin protein ligase. Bases 1055 to 3241 code for a protein of 728 amino acids. The transcript is spliced from 11 exons. NCBI's taxonomy places the organism in Eukaryota, Metazoa, Chordata, Mammalia, Rodentia, Chinchillidae. The record is from RefSeq and is a predicted model, not a curated record. Gene Ontology annotation, biological process: ubiquitin-dependent protein catabolic process. Gene Ontology annotation, cellular component: cytoplasm. Gene Ontology annotation, molecular function: protein binding; ubiquitin-protein transferase activity; metal ion binding.
AGGUGCGGCUGAGCCCCGCCCCACGUCCCGCGGGAGAGGCGGAGGCAGCCGUGACCCGCCCAGGGUCACUCACCGCGCUCGGGACGGAAAUAGCUCCGACGCCUCCUCCCGGGCCUGGCAGAGGCGACGUUGCCCUAUUACCGCGCGAUCAUUCAAGUCUGAAUCACUUAAACGCCCCUAAUUGCAGACCUGUGGGGAACUGUAACCACCGUGUGACUCUAACUGCCAGCGAGCCCAGGUACGAGUGACCACGGUUUUACAGAUGCCUGAACGUGGAAUUAAACGCUGGGGCGAGGCGUGCUUGAAGAUGACUUUAACACGGCCCAGGAACGUAGAUUUUUAAGACCUGAAUUUGAGCGAUCACCCCCCACCUGUGAUCCUGGACGGCGCCCCACUUGGGGUUCAAUAGACGCCGCCGGAAAAGGCACCGGCUGAACCUCAGAUACGUCUAAGCAGUGACUCUUCACACCUACUCUCCUUUCUGUGCCCACGCAAGCGCUGUCUUGCUUCUGUGUUUAAAUCUGCCUUUUCACUCCUAUGUCGGCACCCGUGAGAGCUGGGGAGGGCCUGGGAAACCCUUGGGCUGAUAAACGCAGAUCUUCUCAUGGGGCUGGACACGUGCUGUGCUCGGAAAAGAAAGUAAAUUCCGUACAGCAAAUUGCUCUAACUGAUUCAUGUGUCCUCAGAGCGACUCCGCCUACCUGCUCGCAGGUAUCCAGGUAAAUGACAAGUGGGCGGGGCCGACUGACUGCUUCAAUCGCUAAGGUCUCAGCAAUGCUUUAUCUGGCCGGGCUUCCGUGCGGUCACGCAUUUCCUGCUGCGGGCAGCCAAUGCCCUUGUCCCUCCAGGCCCUUGUCCACCGAGCUGGCUUCUAGUCACUGCUGAGGUUGCCUAACAGUCUGCUUCGUUCAGCCACAAGGGAUGAGAGCUGCCUGGUUGAUGCUGCUUUGAGAGCCCUAGAGACCCUUGGAAAGGUAGCUCCUGGAAGGUCUUGACUUCCUCCUGAAGGAAUAUCAUUUUCCUGGGCCUCCUGUCAAACUGUUUCUAGGCAACCAUGAACCAGCCAGACCCUGCCGAUGACCCAGAUCCGAGGGCUAACCCCCUGUGUGUGGUAUGUGGCCAAGUCCACACCCCCGAAGAGAACCACUGCUACACCUACGUGGAAGAUGUGGAUGAUGACCUCAUAUGCCACAUCUGCCUACAGGCCUUCCUGCAGCCCCUGGACACCCCGUGUGGACACACCUACUGCAGCCUCUGCCUCACUAACUUCCUGGUGGUGAAGGACUUUUGCCCCGUGGACCGCAAGCCCAUUGUCCUGCAGCACUGCAAGAAGUCCAGCAUCCUGGUCAACAAGCUCCUCAACAAGCUGCUGGUGACUUGCCCUUUCACGGAGCACUGUUCUGAGGUGCUGCAGCGCUGCGACCUCCAGAACCACUUCCAAACAAGCUGUAAAGGCGCUUCCCACUACGGCCUGACCAAGGACAGGAAGAGGCGCUCCCAAGAUGGCUGCUCUGACGGCUGUGCAAGUCUCACGGCCACCCCGCUCUCCCCAGAGGUUUCAGAAGCUGCCACCAUCUCUUUGGUGACCAAUGAGCGUGGCCGAGACAACCCUUCCUACGUGUCCACAGUGGAGAGCUGUCAGCCAGAAAACAGCCCCUCGGACGCUGGCCGGAGCAACCGAACCAGAGCAUGGCCUUUUGAGCGAUCCUCUAUCAGAAGCAGAUCAUUUAAAAAAAUUAAUCGAGCCUUGAGUGUUCUUCGAAGGACAAAGAGUGGGAGCAUAAUUGCCAACCGUGCUGACCAGAGCCGAGAAAACCAUGAAAAUUCGACUGUCCCUGAAGUCUUUCCAAAGUUUUAUCACCUGAUUCCACGCGGGGAAGUUACCAGCAUCAAGAUCAACCGAGCAGACCCCAGCGAGAGCCUCUCCAUUAGGCUCGUGGGAGGCAGUGAAACCCCACUUGGCCACAUCAUUAUCCAGCACAUUUACAGUGACGGGGUGAUCGCCAGAGACGGCCGGCUGCUGGCAGGAGACGUCAUUCUCAAGGUCAAUGGGAUGGACAUCAGCAAUGUCCCUCACAACUAUGCCCUGAACCUCCUGCGACAGCCCUGCCAGGUGCUGUGGCUCACGGUGCUACGUGAACAGAAGUUCCCAAGCAGGAGAAACGGCCGUUCCUUUUACUUUUAUGGACCUCGGAAUGACAGUUUCCAGGUGAUACUCAACAAAAGUAGUCCCGAGGAGCAGCUUGGAAUAAAACUGGUGCGCAAGGUGGACGAGCCUGGCGUAUUCGUCUUUAGUUUGCUAAGUGGAGGCGUGGCGGACCGGCAUGGCCAGUUGCAAGAGAAUGAUCGUGUACUGGCCAUCAAUGGACAUGACCUGCGGCACGGCAGCCCAGAAAUCGCAGCUCUUCUGAUUCAGGCCAGUGAACGGCGUGUUCACCUCAUCGUGUCCCGCCAGGUUCGAGCGCAGAGCCCGGCCUCCUGGCAGGAAGGGGAGCCCAGCAGCAGCCUGUCCCCAGGCCCAGGCGGCGUCGCUCCCAAGCCCUGCUGUCCUGCAGCUGCCUGUCAUGAGAAGGUGGUAAGUGUCCGAAAAGACCCCAGCGAAUCUCUUGGCAUGACCGUUGCAGGGGGAGCCGCUCACAGGGACUGGGACUUGCCUAUCUAUGUCAUCAGCAUUGAGCCGGGAGGAAUCAUAAGCAGAGAUGGAAGAAUAAAAACAGGUGACAUUUUGUUGAAUGUGAAUGGAGUCGAGCUCACCGGGGUCAGCCGCAGUGAGGCAGUUGCCCUGCUGAAGAGCUCGUCCUCUUCGGUGGUAAUCAGAGCCUUGGAAGUCGGAGAACACGAGCCCCAGGAAGACUGCAGCAGCCCAGAAGCCCUGGACUCCAUCUACAACAUGACUCCGCCUGGCGUCUGGUCCCCGUCCUGGGUCAUGUGGCUGGAAUUAACACAGUACUUGUAUAACCGUAAAGAUAUUGUAUUGCGAAGAAACACAGCUGGAAGUCUCGGCUUCCGCAUUGUAGGAGGUUAUGAAGAAAACAAUGGGAACAAACCUUUUUUCAUCAAAUCCAUUGUUGAAGGAACGCCAGCAUACAAAGAUGGAAGAAUCAGAUGUGGAGACAUCCUUCUUGCUGUCAAUGGGAGAAGUACAUCGGGCAUGAUGCACACUUUCUUGACAAGGAUGCUCAAAGAACUUAAAGGAAGAAUUACUCUCACUAUAGUUUCUUGGCCUGGCACUUUUUUAUAAAAUCACCAGUGGGUCUCAGAAAAACAGAAAAAUCACAAAUAGGCUAGAGUGAAACAAUUACCUUGUCAAUUUUUAUAAAGGUUAUUUAAAAAUGUCAAGAAAAGUAUGAUCUAAUGAAGACCAGUUACAUCUCAGAGACUAUUCUCAAAAAAUAAAAACUAUUCAUGGUUUUUAUUCAGUAUGGAAGAAUUCUCAUUACUCUGCAACUUUUAAGUUUAUACUUUUAUAUCCAAUAAAAAGCCACUGAACAACCAAAAAUGGUUUCUAUGCCCCAUUCAAAUCAUCGACUUACACUCAAGAUCUGGUAUAAUGUGAGUUCUGCAGAGUCCACUAUGAGAAUUCUAAAUGUAAAGUCAGAGGACAUAAAAACUGUAUUGCUGAGAAAUGUUCAUCAAUUGAGAAAUAAAAUGCUUUUCAAAAAUUGUA